This is a messenger RNA of Nylanderia fulva, 995 nucleotides long. RefSeq names its product cilia- and flagella-associated protein 20 (gene Bug22). The record is from RefSeq and is a predicted model, not a curated record. NCBI's taxonomy places the organism in Eukaryota, Metazoa, Arthropoda, Insecta, Hymenoptera, Formicidae.
CUAGUGUAAAAUAGAAAAUGGCGUAUCGAUCAAACGUUUGAUUAGGUUAGAGUCGUCGUUAAAUAUUUUGUGAGACGACACUUUAUUGAGAUGAUAAAUUAACAUAAAAUGAAAAUCGAUACAUGAAGAACAGAAAAUUUAUCAUCUCAAAUAUAAGCAUGUAUUUCUAAUGCCUUGUUUAAUUAUAAGUUUUCAACUCAACUUUUCGUCAAGAUGGAAAAAGAUUUGAGAAGAAAAUAAUACGGCAAAUAACUUUAUUUUGAUAGAGAAAGCAGAGAAAAUUACCAUAGCAGCGAAAAUUGAAAUAAAAAAAUGUUCAAAAAUACCUUUCAAAGUGGAUUUUUAUCCAUUUUGUACAGCAUUGGCAGCAAGCCGUUGCAAAUCUGGGAUAAAAAGGUGAGAAAUGGACAUAUCAAGAGGAUCACCGACAACGACAUUCAGAGCCUUGUUCUAGAAAUAUUGGGCAGCAAUGUUAGUACAACGUACAUUACAUGUCCCGCAGAUCCAAGAAAAACCUUGGGUAUAAAGUUACCUUUCUUGGUGAUGAUCAUUAAAAAUCUAAAAAAAUAUUUUACAUUCGAGGUUCAGAUAAUUGAUGAUAAAAACGUACGUCGUAGAUUUCGUGCUAGCAACUAUCAAUCUACGACAAGAGUAAAACCAUUUAUCUGUACCAUGCCGAUGAGACUGGACGAUGGGUGGAAUCAAAUACAAUUCAAUUUGGCUGAUUUUACACGUCGAGCUUAUGGAACAAAUUAUGUAGAGACAUUGAGGGUCCAAAUUCACGCUAAUUGUAGGAUACGACGAGUUUACUUCUCAGAUCGGUUGUAUUCGGAGGAUGAAUUGCCAGCGGAAUUUAAAUUAUUCCUACCCAUUCAAAACAAGGCAAAAUGUUAGGAUCUACUGAAGAAAUAUGCGUUUUUAAUAAAAGGAAAGUAUUGUUCAAUUCUUUUUAAAACUUAUUUAAAUUUAUUAAAAUAAAACAUUUCGUAUAUUGA